AUGGCUGAGGGGAGUUUCCGUUUCCUGACGUUGAUCAAGCCGAUCUUAUGGCUGGUGCCCGAGGUGAACGCGCCAGAGCACCGGGUGCCUUUCAAAGAGAAGGUCUGUUGGACCGCGAUAUCUCUUUUUGUCUUCUUGGUUUGCUGCCAAAUUCCCGUCUAUGGCAUCGUUACCUCAAAGAGUGCCGAUCCGUUCUACUGGAUGCGGGUGAUCUUGGCCUCGAACCGGGGCACCUUAAUGGAGCUGGGCAUCUCUCCCAUUGUCACCUCUGGAUGGGUGAUGCAGCUCCUGGCCGGCUCACGAAUCAUUGAGGUGGAUCAGAGUCUCAAAGAGGACCGAAACCUCUUCUUUGCCGCGCAGAAGCUCUUUGGUCUCCUCAUCACGCUGGGUGAGGCCUUUGCCUAUGUGGUGAGUGGCAUGUAUGGAGAUCCGCGUGCCUUAGGCAUGGGCAUGAGCUCGCUGAUCAUUGCGCAGCUGUUCUUUGCCGGAGUCAUUGCAAUCCUGCUAGAUGAGCUCUUGCAAAAGGGCUAUGGCCUCGGCUCCGGCAUCUCACUGUUCAUUGCUACCAGCAUUUGCGAAACCAUCGUGUGGAAGGCCUUUAGCCCCACCACGAUCAACACCGGGAAGGGUACAGAAUUUGAGGGUGCCAUCGUGGCCCUGUUCCACAUCAUGAUCUCCCGGCCAGACAAAAAGAUGGCGCUGUCAGAAGCCUUUUUCAGACAAACUGCGCCCAACCUCACGAACCUCAUCGCAACGCUUCUGGUCUUCUUCAUUGUCAUCUACUUCCAAGGUUUUCAGGUGGAUCUUUCUUGCAAAUUCCACAAGAUCCGCGGUCAUCGCGGCAUCUACCCAGUCCGACUCUUCUACACCUCCAACAUCUCCAUCAUUCUUCAAACUGCACUAGUUUCCAACCUCUACUUCUUCUCUCAGCUUCUUUACCGACGGUUUAAGUCGAACAUGCUGGUGAACUUGCUGGGACAGUGGCAAGACUUAGAUUAUGGCGGCGAGUCCAUUCCCAUUGGAGGGCUGGCCUACUACAUCUCACCGCCCAAUGACUUCUCAAAUAUCGUGGAAGUGGCUAUUCUGACAGUGAUGGAUUUGGGAAAGUUGGAGAGCAUGGGAGCAUGGGAAAGCUUUUUUCAAGAAUCGUUACUGUAG
Messenger RNA from Durusdinium trenchii, 1158 nucleotides. NCBI's taxonomy places the organism in Eukaryota, Dinophyceae, Suessiales, Symbiodiniaceae. The record is from the annotation of a GenBank genome assembly.